AUGAUAACAUUUAGCAUCUUUAUACUCGUGGCCUACUGUCAUAUGCUGAAAGCAUUUACUGUUACACUUACCAAGGACCUGUAUAUCGUUGAAUAUGGCAGCAAUGUGACAAUUGAAUGCAAAUUCCCUAUAGAAGAACGUUUAAACAUGCUUUCAUUAAUUGUCUACUGGGAAAUGGAUGGCAAGAAAAUUACUCAGUUUAUGAACGGGAAGGAAGACUUGACCGUACAGCACAGUAACUACAGACAGAGGGCUCAUCUGUUAAAAGACCAGCUGUUUCUGGGAAAGGCUGCACUUCAGAUCACAGAGGUGAAAAUGCAGGAUGCAGGGGUUUAUUGCUGCUUGAUCAGUUAUGGCGGUGCUGACUACAAGCGGAUUACUUUGAAAGUCUACGCGCCAUACCGUGAAAUAAAUCAAGAAAUUUCCAAGGAUCCUGUUACCUCUGAAUAUGAACUAAUGUGUCAGGCUGAGGGUUACCCUGAAGCUGACGUCAUCUGGACAAGCAGUGACCACAGGGUCUUAAGUGGCGAAACCACCACCAUCACCAGUUCCAAAAGAGAAGAGAAGCUUCUCAAUGUGACCAGCAUUCUGAGAAUCAAUGCAACAGCCAAUGACAUUUUCUACUGCACUUUUCGGAGUUCACCAGAUGAGGAAAACAGAACAGCUGAAUUGGUCAUCCCAGAACCACUUGUGAUUUCAGAACAUCAAAGGGCUCACUGGAUAAGUCUGGGAGCUGUCCUGUUGUUGCUCCUUGUAGCCGUGGCAGUCAUCUGUCUAAAGACAAAUGUGAGAAUGGCUGAUGUAGAAAACUGUUGCAAUCCAGAUGUCAACUCAAAGAAACAAAAUGAUACACAAUUUGAAGAGACAUAGUCCAGCAUUGGAGCUUCUGAUCUUAAAAUAGGGACUUUCAGCCUGUAGUUUGAGCUCAUCAAGGCUGAGCACGAACAGCCAUCGGAAUGCCAGCAGGCGGCAGAUGAUGUAGAACUCAGAAUGAAAUUCUAGCUUCUGAAAAUAGUACCACCUGGAAAGAAAAAGGAAGAGAACAAGGAAAGAAGUAGAAAGGCUCGCCUAAAGGACUUCUUGGUCCUU
Messenger RNA from Sorex araneus (European shrew), 1089 nucleotides. It is a transcript of the gene CD274, whose product is annotated as CD274 molecule. Gene Ontology annotation, biological process: cellular response to lipopolysaccharide; cell surface receptor signaling pathway; T cell costimulation. Bases 1 to 870 code for a protein of 289 amino acids. Lineage: Eukaryota; Metazoa; Chordata; Mammalia; Eulipotyphla; Soricidae. The transcript has 6 exons. The record is from RefSeq and is a predicted model, not a curated record. Gene Ontology annotation, cellular component: external side of plasma membrane.